Molecule: messenger RNA, 3580 nt
Organism: Leptopilina heterotoma
Lineage: Eukaryota; Metazoa; Arthropoda; Insecta; Hymenoptera; Figitidae
Product: protein fem-1 homolog CG6966
Exons: 8
Coding region: 443-2374 (643 amino acids)
Biological process (GO): ubiquitin-dependent protein catabolic process
Cellular component (GO): ubiquitin ligase complex
Molecular function (GO): protein binding
Source: RefSeq, a predicted model, not a curated record
CCAGUCCAGACUUAUUUCAGUUUCCGCAAAGUUGCCGUGGAGUAAGGAUUGGUGGCGUUUCUGGCGGUCAAUUCUCUCUCAUGCAAAAUAUUUAAGCUUCUAAAGUUUCAAUCUGUCGAGGACAGAAUUUAUUAUUGUCGAGGACAAGUAUUUAUUUUUAAAGAGAAAAAAAGUGUGUUUUCUUUUAGAUAAUCGACGAAAAAUUGGAAAAUCUUUUUUCCUUUUUUAUUCAACAAGUAAUAAGUGACUUAUCGUUGAUUCAUUACAUUCAUUACCUGUCGCUGUCGGAAAGGGAAUAGGUUAGGUGUGAGAGGAAGAGAAAAAAAAAACAAAAACCAAUCUCUUGGCAGCAUUGCCACAAAGGAAUAAAUAUUACCCAGACAAAAGUUGCACACGAGUAUUCUCUCAUGUUGUUGGGUUGACUGACUCAUAUUAUGAAAAGAUGGAUCUACCAACUAUAGUUUAUAACUCGGCGAGGGACGGUAGAAGAAGACGACUCGAGACGUUUUUGGGCCAUCAAUCAAAAGAUGUCGUAGGAAAAUUGGUGGGAGCAACAACACAUGGAGCCACUCCGUUAGUGAUGGCCUGCAGGAAUGGACACUACGAUGUGGUUGAAUAUCUCAUUGAAAAAUGUGGUGCCGAUGUUGAACAAACAGGAUCGGUGGUUUUCGAUGGAGACACCAUUGAAGGAGCUCCACCUUUGUGGUGUGCUGCAGCAGCCGGACAUCUCGCUGUGGUCGAGCUUUUAGUUAAAAGAGGUGCUAAAGUUAAUACCACUACAAAAACAAAUUCUACACCACUCAGAGCUGCAUGCUUUGAUGGAUAUUUCGAAAUUGUUAAAUUCCUAGUCAAACACGGUGCAGACAUCGAAGUAGCGAAUCGACAUGGCCAUACCUCUUUAAUGAUAGCAUGUUUCAGAGGACAUGUGAAAAUCACGAAAUUUCUACUUUCUUUGAAAGCAGAUGCCAACCGAAAGUCAGUUAAAGGUAACACGGCACUGCACGACUGCGCCGAAAGUGGUUCAUUGGAGAUCAUGAAGGUACUUAUUGAGCAUGGAGCGAGAAUGGAUGUUGAUUCCUUUGGAAUGACUCCACUUCUAACAGCUGCCAUUACAGGUCACACGCACAUCGUUGAAUAUCUCAUUUGGUUACCGCAUUUAGUUUGCAGAAAAGAAAAAAUAGACGCCCUUGAACUUUUAGGUGCCACUUAUGUCGAUAAGAAACGAGAUAUGAUUGGCGCUUUAGAAUUCUGGAAACGAGCCAUGGAUGAAAGAUACAGAGGAGACGGUCCUGUGAUACCGAAGCCAGCGGUUCUACCCGGUGUAGCAGCCUACGACUUUGCUCGGGAAAUCACUGAUCCAGAAGCAUUGGACGAUCUAUUCGCCGAUCCCGAUGAAAUGAGAAUGCAGGCACUUAUUAUCAGGGAGCGAAUUCUGGGACCAGCUCAUCCCGACACGAGUUAUUAUAUCCGAUUUCGCGGUGCUCUCUAUGCAGACGCGGGCAAAUUUAAUCGCUGCAUUGAACUUUGGAAUUACGCCCUCGACAUUCAGCAAAGUAUGCUCGAGCCCCUUAAUUCAAUGACGCAAGGUUCACUAUUCAGUUUCACGGAACUCUUCAGCUUUCUCAUUGGCGACGAGGGCAAACAAACGAGAAGAGGACAACGCGUGCCGCCCGUUCAACGCGAGGAACUAAUGCGAGUCUUUAAGAAAGCGGUGCUGGAAGUAAAAUUAGGCAAGCAAAUGUUGGACAAAAUGCCUCGCUGCGAACGAGACUUGACAAAUUUAAAUCGUGUCCUAGUGAUUGCACUUCAUUUGGCCUGUUUAUUGACACGAGAGACUCCAAAAUCUGACAGUGCUGAGCACAUGGAACUACAUCGUGUACUUUACGAACUAGUAAAAAUCAACGCUACAGGCAAAGAAGGUCGAGACGUUCUGCAAUUGGCGCACAGCAAAGACGCGGCACUAAUCGGUGGCUAUGCCGCCUGCGAAUUCCCAUCGCCACACUUGACGCGAGCAUUACUCAAAGUCGGCGCCGAUGUGAAGGCGAAGGAUUGCGACGGAAAUACGGCACUGCAUCUCGUGGCCCUGUCACAGCCAUGGAACAUUGAACUGGCGAAAACAUUGCUCGACGGCGGCGCUUACAUCAACGCCGUCAACAAUGAGAAUAAAACCUACGAAAUGCUACUCAAGGACAAGAGACUAUUCGCUGCCGUGAAUCCUCUGAAAUACACAACAUUGACCUGUCUUGCUGCCCGCGUCGUUUUGCAAACACAACCAAUCAACAAAGUACCGAGACAUCUGCAACAUUUUUUCGAAAUAUACUACACUAAAAAAAUGUGUAGACAGAUGCUGUCCUUGUUAAAUGAAAAAACCUAGUCUCAAAAUGAGUAGCGUCAUGAGACUAAGUUCUUUUUUUUUUUUUUUUGUUAUUGUGAAAACAGCGUCAAAUAAUUUAUUAUAUUAGUCAUCAAAAUUCAAUUUCGGAAGAAUCAAUUUUAACAAAAAUGUUAACAAAAUUUUCCCCGAAAACUAUUCAUCGCAAAGACUGGUCUCUUAUUUGCGUUCCGUACGGGAGAAAAAAGUUUUUCCUAGAGAAAAAAGAUCAUUAUCAUUUUAAUUUAUUCGCACCUAUUAAAUGUCUUUUCUCAUAAUUAUAUAUAUAUAUAUUAUAUUUAAAACAAAAAAAAAAAUGUCAUAGAAUUUUUUUUUUUUUAAUGUACUCAGUAUGAUGUAAAAUUAAAAGAAAAAAGUGGUACAUAAUAGUUAAUGAGAAUAAAUGCUCGCCUAUGCAUGAUUCUACACUUUACUGAUACUUAAUCAACGGUCUCGGAAGUUUAGCUCAAAUAUAAGGUCGUACUACCUCUACGAUUUACAAUCAAUUUAUUUUAUUCUAUGACUAAGCUAAAAGAAAUAUUCCUCUUGACUUGUAAUAAUUUCGUUUUUAUAAUUUCUAUCAUUAAAUAAUACACUUCAAUUAAAUAAUUUCAUUUUCCAAACAAUGUAAUUAUUGAAUUCAAUUUCACGAUUCAAAUAAUUUCUCUAUUCAAAUAAUUUAAUUAUUGAAAUUUCAUUAUUCAAAUAAUGCCAUCAGUGAAAAACUAAAAUUCAAUUCAGUGAUCAGUAUUUGCACUGCCGUGAUAUAAAGACAAAGAAAAACAUAACUGCGAAAUUAAUUAGUCAUUAAGAGGAGGAAAGCGUUCUUAAUAUUUGUGUAACUCUGAUACCUUGAUUUCAAAAUGUGAUAAAAAGAGACAUAUAGAUAGAUAUAUACAUAUAAACAUUAUUACUAUAUUAUUCUUAUUAUUAAUUGUAUAAAAAAAAAUACGCGCUGAUUUUUAAGUAAGGUGCAUUUUUCUUUACUUUUUUCUGUCAAGUUCGAAAGCACUUAAAAAUGAUUGAAAAAAAAAAUUGUAAUUUUUCUGUGAAACCUGUCUUUCUGUGAAAAAACAAAAUGUAAAUUAAAUAUUUUUAGCAAAUUAUUUUUCGACCUUUACAGAUAAAUGGAAGUACCUUGCUUUUUUGUCCAAUCAAACACUGUUUUGUAACGUAAUGAUGGUGAAAAUACAAGUGCGAUAAAAAUUA